Molecule: messenger RNA, 404 nt
Organism: Rhincodon typus (whale shark)
Lineage: Eukaryota; Metazoa; Chordata; Chondrichthyes; Orectolobiformes; Rhincodontidae
Product: polypeptide N-acetylgalactosaminyltransferase 14-like
Exons: 4
Cellular component (GO): Golgi apparatus
Source: RefSeq, a predicted model, not a curated record
GAUCCAACCCGUGUGCUCAGUCCUGUCAUCGACAUCAUCAACAUGGACACCUUCGCUUAUGUGGCAGCUUCAUCAGAUCUGAGAGGAGGGUUUGACUGGAGCCUCCAUUUUAAAUGGGAGCAGAUGACACCAGAGAUCAAGGCCAAAAGGCUUCAGCCCAUCGAACCAAUCAGGACACCAGUUAUUGCUGGAGGUCUCUUUGUGAUCAACAAGGCCUGGUUUAACCAGCUCGGGAAGUAUGACACUGCGAUGGACAUCUGGGGCGGGGAGAACUUUGAGAUGUCCUUCCGUGUGUGGAUGUGUGGUGGGACCCUGGAGAUCAUCCCAUGCAGUCGGGUGGGCCAUGUUUUCCGCAAGAAACAUCCUUACGUUUUUCCGGAUGGUAAUGCUAACACUUACAUCAG